UUCAACUGUAAUUGUGUUGAGAAUAUUGUACACGAAGAUGUUGGUUUUGACAAAAUGCUUGUUAUUUGUACUUGGUUUGAGAAUCGGAGAAUCAGCUUUUGUUGAUACACUUCACAAGUGCGAUGUCAAUGAUAAAGCUUGUCUAAGCAAAGUGAUUCAAGGAGUGAUCGUAUCUAUCGGUAAGACUGGGAUACCAGAAUAUGACAUACCAGCGAUUGAUCCACUACACGUCGAUAGUCUGAAUAUAAAUUUACUGAAUAUAAUGGACCUAAAAGUAUCCGAUGUUACUGUUAAAGGUCUGAAGAAUUGUGUUGUUAAUGAUGUUCUGUUAGAUAUGAAAAAGGGUCACGUUACAUUGACUGUAGUAUGCGACGUGUCCGUUAAGGCUAAGUACGAAAUAACCGGCGGCAGUCCAUCGCUGAAGGAAAUAUUUGGUGGUUCAUCUGUACGUGGUAAUGGAAAUGCAAAACUUAAGGCCGAGAAACUGCUGGUCAAAUUCGACUACCGUUUCGAUACUGUAAGGCGUGAGGAUGGAGAAGUUUACAUCGAAUGCAAGAAGGACUUGGCAAAAUACAGUUACAAUUUGCUCGGAGGUAGCAAGCUCGCUAUUGACAAGAUAUAUAUCGGAGAUGUGGAAUCUAGUGAUCUGGUGGUUAACUACUUCAAUUCAAAUUCACAAGGUAUUUGGAAGGAAUUCGGAAAAAUUUUCUUAGACGAAGCUAUGGAGAUUGCUCAUGACUUGAUACACAGAUUCUUUGGCUCCGUACCAACUAAAAACUAUUUAGCUGGUGAUCUCUCACAGUAUAUUAAGCAGUGAUAAUGGUCUUAAUAACUUUAAUAAACUUUGUCAUGGUCCUGUU
Leptidea sinapis is the source of this 860-nucleotide messenger RNA. RefSeq lists its product as uncharacterized. NCBI's taxonomy places the organism in Eukaryota, Metazoa, Arthropoda, Insecta, Lepidoptera, Pieridae. The record is from RefSeq and is a predicted model, not a curated record. The coding region runs from base 38 to 817 and encodes 259 amino acids. The transcript is spliced from 5 exons.